This is a messenger RNA of Oryctolagus cuniculus (rabbit), 911 nucleotides long. RefSeq names its product C-X9-C motif containing 1 (gene CMC1). Lineage: Eukaryota; Metazoa; Chordata; Mammalia; Lagomorpha; Leporidae. Gene Ontology annotation, cellular component: mitochondrion. The record is from RefSeq and is a predicted model, not a curated record.
GCAGGCGUAACGGGCAGCGGAAGUAGGAAGUAGCGGACGCGAUAAAAGGGCUCGUGGGGUCCUCGCUAAGGGCAUUGCGCUCCUCCCCCGCUGCGUGUGUCGCCCCUCCUCUCUCCAUCCUGGGGCUCCGGUCGCGGGACCCUCCGGGCGGCCGCACGUGUUGUCAGGCGCGGGCUCCUCCCCUCUCCGCCCCCUUCCCCGGAGCCUCGGCGCCGCGCGUUCCCUGCCCGCCGCGAUGGCGCUCGACCCCGCAGGAAACGGAGGCACAGAGGUUAAUGGUAGUGGUGGAGUUGGUAGAAGUGCAAAGGAAUUCCACAGUGCAUAAUGAUCAGACCAGUUUGUGGUUCAGCGAUUGGGUCAGAAUUCAUGGAGCAAUGAAACGGCGGAUCUGGGCUUUGAAGAGUAGGAUUUCCAGAGGUUGGAGUAUCCUGUGUCAGAGCAGCAUCUCAGACAUGUUGAAAAAGACGUUUUGAUUCCUAAAAUAAUGAGAGAGAAGGCCAAAGAGAGGUGUUCUGAACAAGUUCAAGAUUUUACCAAAUGCUGCAAGGAAUCUGGAAUCCUUAUGGUAGUAAAAUGUCGGAAGGAAAAUUCUGCAUUGAAAGAAUGUCUAACUGCCUACUAUAAUGAUCCAGCCUUUUAUGAAGAAUGCAAAAUGGAAUACCUGAAGGAAAGGGAAGAAUUCAGAAAAACUGGAAUUCCUACUAAGAAGAGACUACAGAAGCUCCCCACCAGCAUGUAGAAAAUAUUCCAGUGACAUUCAGAAACUGUAAUAUCUGUGGAAGUCAUUUACAAUAUAAGUCACCUAGCAUAAUGGACUCUACAUAAAAAUAUUUCAUCCUAAUUAUGAAAAAUAUUACCUGAAAUACAGAUCUUUAUUUCAAAGUCCUGAUCUAUUAAAUGAUAGAAGUAAA